Maylandia zebra (zebra mbuna) is the source of this 4396-nucleotide messenger RNA. RefSeq names its product neuroligin 1 (gene nlgn1). The record is from RefSeq and is a predicted model, not a curated record. Gene Ontology annotation, cellular component: membrane. NCBI's taxonomy places the organism in Eukaryota, Metazoa, Chordata, Actinopteri, Cichliformes, Cichlidae. Gene Ontology annotation, molecular function: neurexin family protein binding.
GAGGAAGAGAGAGCGAGAAAGAGAGGACGGCGUUUUAUCAGCCAAGUGCAACCUGAAUCGUGAGGAGCGGACGAUGGGGGGGAAAAAAAUCCCACUGUUCUUUCUUUUUCUCUAACGUGACCGUCAUUAACAUGUAGACCGAUUCGCGUCAAAAGACCCGGAGCGUAAUGGUUUCUUCUGUCACAGGAGAAUUUUAUAGUUGUGAAUAAAAAAACCCAUUUUGGAUUAACGGAGCACUUGUUUUGGACUAAAAGGGUUUCCUUAAUUUCUUUCUGCCCGUGUGUAAAUGUUGGACCGCAUUUAACCCGAGUUUCUACCCUCUGGAGUGAAAAGUGCGCCAGUCUUAUUUCCAAGGCUUAUUUCCAACGCUUGAGCGUCGGGAUUUUUUCAGGGGUACUAUGUGGCUUUUGGAAGGACUGGACCUUAACCUAACGGGACUUAAGGCACAGAGGAAUAUUGUCUGAGGUGGAAAAAACAGCGCAUGGGAUCGUUUCUUAACGGGGACCAACUUUGGACUUGACUCUUCACAGUACAAGUACCUACUAGACCCACUGCACCGCAAUCGCUGCUUCUGCCGCUGUACAUGGCAAUAUGGAAACCAUCACCACUGACUGGCUUGUCUAUCUCCUGAGAAGUGGUGCCUAAAGAUGAAAUCUUCAGUGUUUUCUUCUUCAGUCCAGUGAUUGUUUACAGGACCUUUUUGAGGAAUAUAUUUCCAUACUGUGAGGAAUAUUUCACAGAUUUUCUUUCACCAAUUUGGAGGAAACUGAUGGCUGCUACAGUUCUACUGGAUGCUUUGCAGUGCUUUGGUUUUAAAACGGAUCAUUAGCAUCCACAACCCUCAUUUGCUCCGGAGUUACCAAUUUCCUUAUACCUUACUUUUGUAUGAAUGUCAGUUUUGUGAUUGUGUUUGUGUUUGCAUCUGCAUGGUAUAAGUGAGAAAAAGGAAAUAAGUAGUUUGUUUCACGAGCAAGAACUGGCCAAAAACAGAGAAAGCAAACAAGUGUAAAACGUGGGACAGCAGCCAUGUUCGAGUGGAGGCAGCAUUCGAGGAUUGGAUGUCGGCUACUUCAGAGUGCUACAUGUGGGAGCAGAAGCAUGGGAUAUGUAGGUCUAGAAGGUUCCUUAAAGGCUGGCUGGUGGGUAUCCACUCUAAUAUGGCUGGGAUUGCUGCUUCUGCAGGCAUGUCCAGCUGUUGUGUUAGCUCAGAAACUUGAUGAGAAUGACCCAAUAGUAACCACAGCCAAUGGCAAGCUUCGUGGUAUCAAGAAGGAGCUGAACAAUGAGAUCCUGGGUCCUGUCAUACAAUUUCUGGGCGUUCCAUAUGCCGCUCCACCUACUGGUGAGCGCCGCUUUCAGCCACCUGAGCCAGCGGCACCAUGGCCUGACAUUCGCAAUGCCACACACUUUGCCCCAGUGUGUCCCCAGAGCAUCGUCGAGGGCCGUCUGCCAGAUGUCAUGCUGCCAGUGUGGUUUACCAACAGCAUCGAUGUGGUGUCUACCUACGUCCAGGACCAGAGCGAGGACUGCCUCUAUCUUAACAUCUAUGUUCCCACUGAGGAUGUCAAAAGAAUAUCCAAGGAAUGUGCCAGGAAACCGGGCAAGAAAAUAUGUAGACAAGGAGGUCCCCUUACAAAGAAACACAGUGAUGAUUUAGGUGAUAGUGACCGCACGGACGACGAAGACAUUAGGGAGAGUGGAAGCCCCAAACCAGUGAUGGUUUUCAUCCAUGGGGGCUCCUACAUGGAAGGAACUGGGAAUAUGUUUGAUGGCAGUAUCCUGGCCAGCUAUGGGAACGUGAUUGUCAUCACUUUAAACUACAGACUUGGCGUCCUAGGUUUCCUGAGUACCGGUGACCAAGCAGCAAAAGGGAAUUAUGGCUUGUUGGAUCAGAUCCAGGCUUUGCGCUGGACCAGUGAGAACAUUGCAGCCUUUGGCGGCGAUCCAUUGCGAAUCACUGUGUUUGGCUCCGGAGCGGGAGCUUCCUGUGUGAACCUGCUCACGCUGUCUCACUACUCAGAGGGAAACCGCUGGAGCAACUCAACAAAAGGCCUGUUCCAGAGGGCCAUCGCUCAGAGCGGCACAGCUCUGUCUAGCUGGGCUGUCAGUUUUCAGCCUGCCAAAUAUGCUCGAAUGCUGGCUCGGAAGGUAGGCUGCAACCUGGAGGACACUGUGGAGCUUGUGUUGUGCCUGCAGAGAAAACAUUACAAGGAGCUUGUGGAUCAAGACAUCCAGCCGGCCCGUUAUCACAUUGCCUUCGGCCCUGUUAUUGAUGGCGAUGUUAUACCUGAUGACCCUCAGAUUUUAAUGGAACAAGGUGAGUUCCUCAACUAUGAUAUAAUGCUGGGAGUGAACCAGGGCGAGGGCCUUAAGUUUGUCGAGCUUAUCGUGGACAAUGAGAAUGGCGUCCAAGCUAAUGACUUCGACUACGCCGUGUCCAGCUUUGUGGAUGACCUUUAUGGCUACCCAGAAGGCAAAGACAUCCUCCGAGAGACCAUCAAGUUUAUGUACACUGACUGGGCUGAUAGGCAUAAUCCAGAGACACGCCGGAAGACACUCCUAGCACUUUUCACCGAUCACCAGUGGGUAGCACCAGCAGUUGCCACAGCUGACCUGCACUCCAGUUUUGGAUCUCCAACCUACUUCUAUGCUUUCUACCACCACUGUCAGACGGAACAGGUACCACCCUGGGCAGAUGCAGCACAUGGAGACGAGAUCCCAUAUGUGUUUGGCCUGCCUAUGAUUGGACCAACAGAGCUGUUUCCCUGCAAUUUCUCCAAGAACGACGUUAUGCUCAGUGCUGUGGUUAUGACCUACUGGACAAACUUUGCCAAGACAGGGGACCCAAACCAGCCUGUACCCCAGGACACCAAGUUCAUCCACACUAAGCCCAAUCGUUUUGAAGAAGUGGCAUGGACACGCUACAACCAGAAAGACCAGCUUUACCUCCACAUUGGCCUGAAGCCCCGGGUCAAAGAGCAUUACCGAGCCAAUAAGGUCAACUUGUGGUUGGAGCUGGUUCCUCAUCUACACAGUCUCAAUGAGGUCACCCAGCUCAUCCCAACCACCACCAAGAUUCCUCCACCAGAGACUACUAAUCGAAUACCGAAGAAAGUUCUGGUGACCAAACGUCCUAACCCAACCCCAUUCCCCACUGAGACACAGGACAGUCACAACCAACCACAUCUUGUGGACCAGCGUGACUACUCCACUGAACUAUCUGUAACCAUUGCUGUGGGAGCAUCCCUGCUUUUCCUUAAUAUCCUGGCUUUUGCUGCACUUUACUACAAAAAGGACAAGCGCCGGCACGAUGUUCAUAGACGCUGCAGCCCCCAGCGGAGUGCCGCAAAUGACCUUGCCCAUACUCAAGAGGAGGAAAUCAUGUCUCUACAGAUGAAGCAGCACUCAGACCUGGACCGAGAUUGCAGGGGGGUUGGCGACUCCCUGCACCCGCAUGACGUGGUUCUGAGGACUGCCUGCCCACCGGACUAUACUCUGGCCAUGAGGCGCUCACCAGAUGACAUCCCGCUCAUGACACCAAACACCAUAACCAUGAUCCCCAGCACCAUGGGAGGGCUCACCUCACUCCACUCUUUCAAUACCUUCCCCAGCAGUGGCCAGAACAACACCCUGCCCCACCCGCACCCACACUCACACUCCACCACCCGAGUAUAGCCCUGUGGAUGCACCCAUGCAGGCGGGACUCUGAUGGCUGAGGCUAAAGCUAAUGCCGCUGACGCAGCAGAGACUGAAGGCCAACUUUCUGACAAACACAAGUAUGUCAUGAGAUGAAAUGCCAUCCUGGAGUUGCCAGAAACCCAUGGAAUUACACUGGGACUGUACGACACCCUGUUAAUACCUGAGGAAAUAUAGUCAAGAGUUUCUGAGGGUUUGGACCAGGGAAAAAAGAAUAAUUAUCUUUUUGUACAAAAAUUUAAGACAAGAAAAAAAAUACAUAUAAAGAGCUGAAGAUAAACAACCUCUAAAGCUAAAACAAAGAGGAGGAUGUCUUUUUAUUGUUAUUAUUUUUGUUCUGAUAUUGCAGCAAAACAAGGUACAGUAAAAAUACUUUCUCUUUCUAGCAACAGAUAUGGCCUUCGGGAUCUUUUGACAAAUGACUGCUUGAGAGUAUUAUCUGGAUACAGAAGAGAGCAUCAGACACACCUUGGAGGUGAGAAGAAGGGAGCUCUUUGUAAAAGAAAGAAAGCGCGUUGUUUUCCUUCGGCAUCACGCUAGAGAUUACUCUGUGGGGCACAAUGUAGAUGCCAUGCAAACCAAUUUAGGCAUGUCUUGACAUCAUAAAUGGAGGCUAUGUAAGAUAAGGUAAAAAAGAAAAAAAACAAUUGUUGAAAAGAGCAAAGGAAAGACUGAAAACUUCAAGAAAAAGAAAUCCUGU